Molecule: messenger RNA, 3730 nt
Organism: Scomber scombrus (Atlantic mackerel)
Lineage: Eukaryota; Metazoa; Chordata; Actinopteri; Scombriformes; Scombridae
Product: 6-phosphofructo-2-kinase/fructose-2,6-bisphosphatase
Exons: 14
Coding region: 471-1886 (471 amino acids)
Biological process (GO): fructose 2,6-bisphosphate metabolic process; fructose metabolic process
Cellular component (GO): 6-phosphofructo-2-kinase/fructose-2,6-biphosphatase complex; cytosol
Molecular function (GO): fructose-2,6-bisphosphate 2-phosphatase activity; 6-phosphofructo-2-kinase activity; ATP binding
Source: RefSeq, a predicted model, not a curated record
GAGACACACACACACACACAGACACACACAGACACACACAGAGACACACGCACACACACACACAUACCCAGACAAACACACAUACAUACACAGUAACACACGGUAACACACACUCUCACUCACACACACACACACACACUCUCCCUCUUCUCUGGGUCAAAGGGUGUCUUCAGAGCUGCUCUCUGUGAUUGGGUGAUUGGUGGAUGAUGUCAUUGUGGGCGUUACAGGAACAGUUCUGUUCCUGACUGACAGGUCGCCCGACCAAUCAGAGACUCGAACUGCUGAUUCAGGCUCCGCCCCCUCUGACGUCAUGUGAGAAAGUUCAAAAUCAGUACGCUCACCUGGAGAUCCUUUUCAUUUCUACCUGCCACACACAUAGACACACUCUGUAACACACACACAUACACUGAAACACACACACUGUAACACACACACACUGAAACACACACACUGUAACACACACACUGUUGAUGAUGUCACAGACUCAACACACACUUACUCAGAAUCCUCUGGAGAAGACCUGGGUGCCAUGGAUGAAAAGCAGGAUGAGCCAGCGCAGAGGCUCGUCGGUGCCUCAGUUCACGAACUCGCCGACGAUGAUCGUGAUGGUCGGCCUGCCGGCGAGAGGAAAGACGUACAUCUCCAAGAAGCUAACGCGCUACCUGAACUGGAUCGGAGUCACCACCAAAGUGUUUAAUGUGGGUCAGUACCGGAGAGAUGCGACUCGUUCCUACAACAGCUUCGAGUUCUUCAGACCCGACAACGCGGAGGCGAUGAAGAUCCGCAGGAGCUGUGCCGUGGCCGCCAUGAAGGACGUGUGUGAUUACUUCAGCUUGCAGCAGGGCCAGGUGGUGGUUUUUGAUGCGACCAACACGACUCCAGACCGCAGACUGCUCAUCCUCAACUUCGCCAAAGAGAACGGCUAUAAGGUUUUCUUCGUGGAGUCAGUUUGUGAUGAUCCAGAAAUCAUUGCUGAGAAUAUUAAACAGGUGAAGCUGAGCAGUCCGGACUACGCCGACUGUGACAAAGAGGAAGCGGUGGCAGACUUCCUGAAGAGGAUCGACUGUUACAAGCUGACUUACGUCCCGCUGGACGACAACAAGGACAGGAACCUGUCUUACAUCAAGAUCUUCAACGUGGGCAGCAGGUAUCUGGUGAACCGGGUCCAGGACCACAUUCAGAGCAGGAUCGUGUACUACCUCAUGAACAUCCACGUCACCCCCCGGUCCAUCUACCUGUCCCGCCACGGAGAGAGCGAGCUCAACCUGGUGGGUCGCAUCGGAGGAGACUCUGGGCUGUCGUCCCGCGGGGCAAAGUUUGCCAGCGCUCUGGGUGCGUACAUGCGGGGACAGUCCAUCACAGACCUGAAGGUUUGGACCAGCCACAUGAAGAGGACCAUCCAGACCGCCGAGGCUCUGGGAGUCCAGUACGAACAGUGGAAGGCUCUCAAUGAGAUCGAUGCUGGCGUUUGUGAGGAAAUGACGUACGAAGAGAUUCAGCAGAACUUCCCAGAAGAGUUCGCACUGAGGGACCAAAACAAGUAUCGCUACCGCUACCCGAAAGGAGAGUCUUACGAGGACCUGGUCCAGCGUCUGGAGCCGGUCAUCAUGGAGCUGGAGCGGCAGGAGAACGUGUUGGUCAUCUGUCACCAGGCUGUGAUGAGAUGUCUGCUCGCCUACUUCCUGGAUAAGAGCGCAGGCGAGCUGCCGUACCUCAAGUGUCCCCUGCACACCGUCCUGAAGCUCACCCCCGUCGCCUACGGUUGUAAAGUGGAGACUGUCUUCCUGAACAUUGAAGCUGUGAACACACACAGAGACAAACCAGAGAACGUGGACGUGGAUCGGGACCCGGAGGAAGCCUUGGAGACGGUUCCAGAUCACAGCUGAAACUCAACGAGCUUCAUCCAACUUUUUAAUCCUUUAAUCAUCGUAAUCUUUAAUGUGAACCCGUCACAUGACCACAGUCACUGUUAGCCUUCCACAUCAACUUCCUCCACUUCAUCACCUCCCUGUGUGCUCCUCCUCCUCCUCUUCAUCACCUCCCUGUGUGCUCCUGCUGUUGGGGGGGGGGGGGGGGGGCGGUGGUGCUAGACAUCCAUCCAGUUUUAGGGAGUCCCUCCUCCUGACCAAUGGGGGACUCUCGAUGGCCGCUGAGGGUCAUGUGACUGACGGGUAGCAGCUACGUCAGGUGGCUCACCUGUCAGGAGAUAGUCCCGCCUUCAUGCUAAGCUAACGGCUAACGCUCACAUGACCUGAACUUCAGCUGCCAACACCAUCACGUGCCUCACACACACACACACAGUAACACACACACACACACACACACACACACAGUAACACACACACACACACACACACAGUAACACACAAUAACAUACACAGUAACACACACACACACACAGUAACACACAGUAACACACAAUAACACACACAGUAACACACACACACACAGUAACACACACACACACACACAGUAACACACACUCAAGUUGGACUUUACAAACAUUUCCAGCUAAUCGAUCAAUGCAGAAAAUAAUCAGUAUAUUAAUCAAUAAUGAAAGUAAUAAUUAGCAGCUGUAGUUUCCUCAGGUUUAAAUAUGAAGAUUCAUCAAUGAACCUGUCACAUAUAAUAUAUCAAUAGAUCAAUCAAUCAGUCAGUCAAUCAGUCAGUCAGUCAGUCAAUCAAUCAAUCAUUCAGUCAAUCAGUCAGUCAAUCAGUCAGUCAAUCAGUCAGUCAAUCAGUCAGUCAGUCAGUCAGUCAAUCAGUCAGUCAGUCAAUCAAUCAAUCAUUCAGUCAAUCAGUCAGUCAAUCAGUCAGUCAGUCAGUCAAUCAUUCAGUCAAUCAGUCAGUCAGUCAAUCAGUCAGUCAGUCAGUCAAUCAGUCAGUCAAUCAGUCAAUCAAUCAUUCAGUCAAUCAGUCAGUCAAUCAGUCAGUCAGUCAAUCAUUCAGUCAAUCAGUCAGUCAGUCAAUCAGUCAGUCAGUCAGUCAAUCAGUCAGUCAAUCAGUCAGUCAGUCAAUCAGUCAGUCAGUCAAUCAGUCAGUCAGUCAGUCAAUCAAUCAGUCAGUCAGUCAAUCAGUCAGUCAAUCAGUCAGUCAAUCAGUCAGUCAGUCAAUCAGUCAGUCAGUCAGUCAAUCAAUCAGUCAGUCAGUCAAUCAAUCAGUCAGUCAGUCAAUCAGUCAGUCAGUCAGUCAAUCAAUCAGUCAAUCAGUCACUGUGUGAUGUUAAGGUGGAACUGUUACUGUGAUGUUAAGGUGGAACUGUUACUGUGAUGUUAAGGUGGAACUGUUACUGUGAUGUUAAGGUGGAACUGUUACUGUGUGAUGUUAAGGUGGAACUGUUACUGUGUGAUGUUAAGGUGGAACUGUUACUGUGACGUUAAUGUGGAACUGUUGCUGUGAUGUUAAGGUGGAACUGUUACUGUGAAUGUUAAGGUGGAACUGUUACUGUGACGUUAAGGUGGAACUGUUAUUGUGAUGUUAAGGUGGAACUGUUGCUGUGAAUCUAUCAGUACUGUAGAGAUGCACCGAUCUGAUAUUAAUAUCAGAUAUCAGCCUGAUAUAGACUCUAACUGCUAGAUCAGGUAUCUGAUAACAUCCUGAACAGUGAUAUCAGAUCCGGGUCGGAGCGUCUCUGCUGGGCUCAGUGAAAGAAAUGAAGAACAAACAUCAUUUAUGUUAAAUCAAUUAUAAAAGAUUUUAUUUUCUGAACAAUAAAACAAAUGAAACCUGA